Cyprinodon variegatus (sheepshead minnow) is the source of this 4572-nucleotide messenger RNA. Its product is annotated as transcriptional repressor scratch 1-like. NCBI's taxonomy places the organism in Eukaryota, Metazoa, Chordata, Actinopteri, Cyprinodontiformes, Cyprinodontidae. The record is from RefSeq and is a predicted model, not a curated record. Gene Ontology annotation, molecular function: RNA polymerase II cis-regulatory region sequence-specific DNA binding; DNA-binding transcription factor activity, RNA polymerase II-specific. Gene Ontology annotation, biological process: regulation of DNA-templated transcription. The coding region runs from base 810 to 1709 and encodes 299 amino acids. The transcript has 2 exons.
UCCACAGAGGAGACAAACGGAAGGAGAAAGGAGGGCAGAGAGAAAGGAGAGCAACUCGAUAGUCUGCUCUAGUCUUCCAGCAAUAAAAAAAAACAAUAGUUUACAAGAAGAUGAGAUGCCAUCUGAGAGGUUAAAAUCCUGCGCAGGUUUUGAGACGUUUUUUGGACUCCACGGUUUUCUUUGAGAAACAUUUUAAUCCCUCCCUUUACCACUCCGAAAACAGUCCCAACUCGCUGCUUGCUAUAUUUUAUUCAUUUUGCUUUUUGAGAGACGUAUCACUUAUUCAUUUGCACGUAUUUUGGAUUUUCAGCUUGUGUUUCUUGCAUCCGAAUCCACUUUGUAAACGCCAAACUGCUGGUCUGCUGGAGCGGAUCGGACAGCAGUGGCUGGCUGCGCAGAGGAGCUGUCCGGUGCUGAAACCUGCAGGACACUGAACAGGAACUGUUUGAUGAGUAAGACGUUAGAAAUCGACUAUUUAACGUGAACUAACAGGAGAAACCGACAAUUGUAAUGGAGAAAACACCCAGGAAACGAGUUAUAUUUCUAUUCUAGAUACAUUAGAGCUCCACAGGUCUUCCAGAGUCAAUUUUUAACUAUUACACGUAUCUGCUACUGAAAACCAAGACGUACAGGAUAAAUACCUGGUUUGGGUUUUUUUAAGAGCAUUUUUUUGACGGCAUAGGAAGCCAAACUAUUAUUUAAAAAAAAAAAAAUCAGCUUAUUUCCAUCACUGGGUUCAGACGUAGGUCUGGAAAAAGAAGACAAGCGUUUAUUAAUCGUAUGAGUGCAGCAGCAGUGACUGUCCCACCAUGCCUCGAUCUUUCUUGGUGAAGAAAGUCAAACUGGAUGACUUCUCGGCUGCUGAGCUGGAAAGCUCCUACAGUCACAGCCGAAGAGAGGAGCUCAGUCUACGAUUCCAUCACCAUGACAAAGGUUACGUCAGUGAUUAUCUAAGUCCUAAUCCUUAUGAUGAAGUUGUUGGAAGUGAGUCAUCAGUCAUCUCUAAAGUGCCCUCUCCGAGUCACUCAUCAAUCAUCUAUGGCCACAUUAACAACACCUAUUCAGGUAUUCAUGGUGACAUCCAUGGGGACUCAGACCAGCCGGACAGUCCGAGGUCUGAGGUCUCAUCUUCAGCAGGCGGGUACAUUAACGGAGAUGCAGCUGUGAGUGAAGGAUACACAGUAGAUGCAUUCUUCAUCAUGGAUGGACGAUCGAGAAGGAAGGUUGCAACAAACCCUAGAGGAGCCUCUCAAAGGCACACAUGCAGUGAGUGCGGCAAAACCUACGCCACGUCCUCCAACCUAAGCCGCCACAAGCAGACACACAGAAGCAUUGAUAGCAAGAUGGCCAAAAAGUGCCCCACAUGUGGAAAAGUGUAUGUCUCCAUGCCCGCCAUGGCCAUGCACUUGCUCACCCAUGAUCUCAAGCACAAAUGCGACGUAUGCGGAAAAGCUUUCAGCCGACCGUGGCUGCUACAGGGUCACAUGCGUUCGCACACUGGAGAGAAGCCGUUCGGAUGUGCACACUGUGGGAAAGCUUUUGCUGAUCGUUCAAACCUGCGCGCCCACAUGCAGACUCAUUCAGCCUUUAAGCAUUACAAGUGCAAGCGGUGCAACAAGACGUUUGCACUCAAGAGUUACCUGAACAAGCACUAUGAGUCCGCAUGCUUUAAGGGGGCUUUUUCCCCGAUGAGCUCACUGAGUGAAUAAGGAAUUCAGAAAGCACAUCUAGAAUUUAUUUACUUAACUUACAUCUGAUUUUUUCUGCUUUACCCCAAAUGAUGAACCGGAGUACAACAAAUGAGGAGAUUUUUUAUCUUAUUUCAAACCCCCCAGUUAUUCUUAUUUCAUGGUUUAUUGAAAAGUUUGAAAGAACUUCAAAUGAUUUAUUUCACAAUGAGGUUCUGUUGAGUAAACAGAGCACAGCACAUCUAGGGCUUCAUAUUUUGAAGAAACCUAGAUGUAUUUAUGUCCAUAUCAAUCCACGUCAAUUUUUUCUAGCCAUGAUGAAAUAACACAAAAGCACAAUUGCUCCUCCAUGUCUUUGUCUUUCUUAAGAGUUUAUAUGAUCAAGCACAGAAACCAAUCUCUUGCAGAGUUUCAUCAAAACAAAUUAUUUUCAGCUUUUCUUUGAUACAAAGCUGAGGAUGCUUCUUGUAUCUUAUUUUUAGUGAGGCUGACUCUGACUGACUUUCAAGAAAAUACAUGCAAUUCAGAAGAAAAUAUAGAUUCAGCUUUUUAAAAGGAAAUAUUAUAAACAGGUGCAUCUCAGUUUAAUAGAAGUGAAACUCAUAUAGUAGAAUGGUCCCUUUCUAAUUGUUUAGAGGACAAUCAUUGGUAUCCAGAGUAUGCUACAGAAAGAGGCCUGCUGUUCACAGAAAGUUUUAUCCGGACAUAUUGACAGAAAACUGAAUGGAUGGAAAAAGGGCAGCCUUUGCAAAGUCAUUAAUUAUUCUUUACUUUCAGAGCCAACUCAAACAGAUUUAAUCAUGACAAUAUGAACUAAAGUGAACACUUGAAAUCCACCAUAUCAUUUCAUUCUAUUAUUCAAAUAGUUAUUCCAGCCACUGCCAAGUAUCUAGGCACGCAGACACCUUCUACCCAUGUACUACCAUAAUAGGAUGUCAGCAGUGUGGUAAGCCCAGUCUUGAAAUUUCCUCACAACAAAACAGCAGCUUAAUUCAAGCCAUGAUGUAAAGCACACAAUUACUGGACUAUAGAGCAGUGUUCACUGUAGUUGUGGAUUUUGUCUCUUUGUGUGUCAAUCAAUGGACUAGUCUGAGUUUAAUAUUUUUCUCAGCCCCAGGAACUAUUAAUGCUUGAGCAUUUCAUGACAUUUUGGACAAUUUAUUACCACUAUCUUUAUAACAAAGGAUCAGAAAAUAAAUCCUGUAAUUAUAUAGAUGUUGAAGGUUUGAUAUGAAAUAACUUGGUAAGCCUGACUGAAAUCUUAAAGGAAAUCUGUUCAAUAUAACUUUCACUUCUCCAACACCAGUAGCUACUGUAAACCCAUAAACUCCUGAAGGUAUGGUCAAAAUUUCUGGUAAACACUGGGAAACCUUACUAACAGAAGCUGUUUAACUGUGAAAAGUUGGUUAAGAAAAGGUUGAUGAGCAAAACAAAAAAAACAAAAAAAACAAAACAAAAACAAACAGUUUGUUUAACUCUUUGUGAUAAAUCAAUAUUAUAUAUGAGUUUCACUUUCCAAACUGGAUGACCAGAAGCAAUUACUUUUGAAUUUCCAUGAUUUUUUCCCCCAAUUUAUUCAGAUCCACUUGUAAUACUCUACACUAUUUUUAUACCACACCUUCAUCUGUAAUAAUCCUUAAACUAUGAUAAACAGUAAAAAAACACUCCUAAGGUUAAUUUAUUUAUUUGUACGGCAUUUUGUUGACCUUGAUUUGAGGCUGACUUUCUAGUUAAAUACGAUCAGCACCCAAUAAGCCAUCAGUGUACUCGAAAACAAAGUUUUCUUUUGGAUAAAAUUAAUGUUAAAAUUAUUUAAUUAUUUAGGCAUCAUUUUUUCAAAAGAAAUGUAGGCAUUAAAAAUGUCUGUUGUUCCCUUAAUAAGGUUAAACCUUUUCCAAUUUCUAACAUGAUGAAUUUGGAGCAACUCCGUUUUAGUCUUGUGUGUUUAUGUGUGCCUAUUUAUUUAUUUGUUUAUUUGAUUGUUUAUUUAUGUAUUUAUUGAUUCGUUCAUUCAUAUAUUUUGUAUUAUUUUGCACUUUAUUACAGUAUUUUUGCCUUUGUUACAAAUAUGCCAAAGCAUUUGACACUUUUUAAACUCUGGCUACCUUUUUAUGUUUGCCACUUUAAGUAUACAAAACCUUUGCAUGCAAAAAGAAUUAAAGAAACUAUGCUGAUUUCAAGAUUUUUUUUAUCUAUAUUUUACCAAACUUAGAUAACAGGCAAAUUAAGAAUAUGAUCUGUCAUGGGCAAUAUUCGUUCACAUCCAACAAAGCAAUAAUGCAUGAUGUUUAAAGAAGCGUUAGUCAUAACUGCUUGUAAUUUUUUUUUCUUUUUUUAGCAUUUAACCACUUGUAUUCUACAAUGUUGCAAGAAAUGACAUUUCAGGGAGUUAGCAAAAAAGUGUUGAAUAAUUGAUGGGUUGGGAUGAGAGCUCUAAAUUUACAGGAACUGUGCGUCUUGUGAUUCCUGGGAGAACUUUCUGAACUUAUUUUGGAUUGCAAACUGUUUAAUAUUUACAGUAAGACCAGAGUGAAUAUACCAUUUUUAAAAUAUUUAAUCUCUGAUACAAAGCCUGCUCUCCAGAAUGAAAUCCAAGUAUCGUUAACUUAUUGAUGACAUCUGUGUUAUUAUAAGAUUUUAAGCACUACUGGGACUUCUAGGAUUCACACACAUGAAUCAGCUCCUUUAUUUGGAGAGCUCUGGGUUGGGCGGAUCAUUUUGUACAUGGUUUAUGCACUGCCUGCCUUGUAUUAUUAUUCUAAGAUAUUGUAGAAAGUAGAAGGUAGAUCUCUGGUGCUGAAACAUAAAUUAAACUUUUCCAUGUGUUAUCAGGUUAUUGUCCCAAGUGUUAAUAUGUUUUUUAUUGGGAUUUUUUAUGAUAGAA